AUGUGGCUGCAGAAACUAAUUCUACUGGGCACUGUGGUUUAUAGCAUCUCUGCACCCAUCGGCCCUCCUGGCCCUGUCCCCCAGCCCAGGAAGUAUGUGGAUGCCAUCAUCAAGGAAGCCCUGAGCCUUCUGAACCACAGUAAUGACACCGAUGCUGAGACGAAUGAAACAGAAGUCGUCUCUAAUGUGUUUGACCCUACGGAGCCAACAUGCCUGCAGACCCGCCUGAAGCUGUACGAGCAGGGCCUGCCGGGCAGCUUCACCACGCUGAAGAGCCUCUUGAGCACGAUGGCGAGCCACUACAAGGAGUACUGCCCCCCCACCCCAGAAACUUCCUGCAAGACCCAUUUUAUCACCUUCAAAAGUUUCAAAGUGGACCUGAAGAAAUUUCUGGCUGACAUCUCCUCUAGCUGCUGA
Molecule: messenger RNA, 417 nt
Organism: Urocitellus parryii (Arctic ground squirrel)
Lineage: Eukaryota; Metazoa; Chordata; Mammalia; Rodentia; Sciuridae
Gene: Csf2
Product: colony stimulating factor 2
Biological process (GO): myeloid cell differentiation; immune response
Cellular component (GO): extracellular region
Molecular function (GO): granulocyte macrophage colony-stimulating factor receptor binding; growth factor activity; cytokine activity
Source: RefSeq, a predicted model, not a curated record